AUGUCUCCUGCGAUUUCUGCCCUAUGAGAAAAAGGGAAAGCUAAGGAUGCUGGAGCAGAACAAUGGAUUUCUCUUUCUCUUUCAUGCAAGGGAUCAUGGGAAACACAAUUCAGCAACCACCUCAACUCAUUGACUCGGCCAACAUCCGCCAGGAGGAUGCCUUUGAUGCCAGCAGUGACAUCGCUGAAGAUGGUGGACAAACGCCAUAUGAAACUGCCCUGCAGCAAGGCUUUCAAUACCCGCCACCGACAACAGAGGAUCUUCCACCGAUCACUAAUGGCUAUCCACCAACAAUCAACAUGUACGAACCUCAAGCCAAAUAUCAGACAUACAACCAGUAUCCUAAUGGUUCGGCCAACGGCUUUGGCACAGUUAGAAACUUUAGCCCGCCAGAGUAUUACCAAAUGGACAACUCUAAUGCAAGGCCGCAUGAAGUUCUGGAAAAACCUUCACCCCCACAACCGCCCCCACCACCUCCUCCUUCUGUACCACAAACGGUGAUUCCAAAGAAGACUGGCUCACCAGAAAUUAAAUUAAAAAUAACCAAAACUAUCCAGAAUGGCAGGGAAUUGUUCGAGUCCUCUCUGUGUGGGGACCUCUUAAAUGAAGUCCAAGCGAGUGAGUAUGCUAAGACGAAACAUGAAGGGAGAAAGGAAAAAAGGAAAAAAAGUAGCAAGCACGACUCUUCCCGAUCGGAAGAGCGCAAGUCGCACAAAAUUCCAAAACUAGAACCAGAGGAACAAAACAGACCAAAUGAGAGGCUUAGCACACUACCGGAGAGACCAAGAGAAGAUGCGAUAAUCUUGGAGGAAACCCCGGUCCAGCAGUUAUUACCGUCUCUUCCAACAAAGGUCACAAACGAUAUCAAGUUUCAGAUUGGCGAUCUGGUGUGGUCCAAGGUGGGGACUUAUCCUUGGUGGCCUUGCAUGGUUUCAUGCGAUCCACAGCUUGAGGUUCAUACCAAAAUUAAUACGAGAGGUGCCCGUGAAUACCAUGUUCAGUUUUUUAGCAAUCAGCCUGAGAGGGCAUGGGUGCAUGAGAAGCGGGUUCGAGAGUACAAGGGACACAAACAGUAUGAGCAGUUAUUGGCUGAGGCCGCUAAGCAAGCCAGCAACCACUCGGAGAAGCAGAAGAUUCGCAAACCAAGGCCACAGAGAGAGCGUGCUCAGUGGGAUAUUGGUAUUGCCCAUGCUGAGAAAGCAUUGAAAAUGACCCGAGAAGAAAGGAUAGAGCAGUACACCUUCAUUUAUGUAGAUAAAGAGCCGGAGGAGGCUUUGCCCAAAGCCAAAAAGACUGCUGCCUCUAAAACAGAGGCUAAAAAGACUCGGCGCCCUAAGCCAACAGUGAACACUCAGCCAGAGCAGACCAAUGUGGUAACAACCUCACCCUCAAUAUCAAAUACUGAGGUGCGAAGGCAAAGUCAAAGGAGGCAGUCGAGCGUGGAAGAAGAGGAGCCGCCUCCUGUGAAAAUAGCAUGGAAAACAGCUGCGGCUAGAAAAUCCUUGCCAGCUUCAAUAACCAUGCACAAGGGAAGCUUGGAUCUCCAGAAAUGUAACAUGUCUCCGGUGGUUAAAAUCGAACAGGUUUUUGCUCUUCAGAAUGCUGCUGGGGAUGGAAAACUCAUUGAUCAGUUUGUGUACUCGACCAAGGGUAUUGGUAACAAAACUGAAAUAAGCAUCAAGGGGCAAGACAAGCUUAAUUCCACAUCAAACCAGAGAAACGAGAAAGCAACUGCACAAAAUGUAUCCUCUCCUGAAACAACUUCUGGGUCAACAGGUUCUGUAGAAAAGAAACAACAGAGAAGAUCGAUUAGAACGCGCUCAGAGUCUGAGAAAUCCACCGAAGUUGUGCCAAAGAAGAAGAUCAAAAAGGAGCAGGUUGAAAUGGUUCCACAGACAGCAGUGAAGACUGGAUUACAGAAAGGUGCCAGCGAGAUUUCAGAUUCUUGUAAACCUCUAAAGAAAAGGAGUCGUGCCUCAACUGACGUAGAACUGACUAGCUCAGUGUACAGAGAUACGUCUGACUCUGAUUCCAGAGGACUGAAUGAUCUGCAGGGUAGCUUUGGAAAAAACUCAGACAGCCCAUCAGCUGCUGCAGAUGCUGAUGCUUCUGAUGUGCAGUCAGUAGAUUCUAGCUUAUCAAGAAGAGGCACCGGAACAAAUAAGAAGGAUACGGUUUGUCAGAUCUGUGAGAGCUCUGGUGAGUCUUUGGUGUCCUGCGAAGGAGAAUGCUGCAGUGUCUUUCACAUGGAGUGCCUGGGGCUGACAUCAAUACCUGACGGGAAGUUCGUCUGCACAGAGUGUAAAAAUGGUGAACAUACAUGCUUUUCCUGCAAGAUUCCUGGCAAAGAUGUGAAGCGGUGUUCUGUCAGCACCUGUGGUAAAUUUUAUCAUGAGGCCUGCGUUCGUAAGUUUGCCACUGCUGUCUUUGAGUCACGAGGAUUUCGUUGCCCACAGCAUUGCUGUACUGCCUGCUCCAUGGAUAAGGACCUCCACAAAGCAAGUAAAGGUCGUAUGGUGAGAUGUUUGAGAUGUCCCAUUGCCUAUCACUCAGGAGAUGGCUGUAUUGCUGCAGGAAGCUUGUUUGUGUCAUCCCACAUUCUCAUCUGUAGUAACCAUUCCAAAAGGAAUCACUCUUCAUCAGCUGUAAAUGUAGGCUUUUGUUUCGUUUGUGCAAGAGGGCUGGUAGUGCAGGAUCAUUCAGACCCCCUGUUCAGUUCAUAUGCCUAUAAGUCCCACUACCUACUGAAUGAAUCAAAUCGUGCUGAGUUGAUGAAAUUACCUAUGAUUCCUCCUCCUUCGUCAGCUUCCAAAAAGAAAUGUGAGAAAGGUGGAAAACUCUUGUGCUGUGAGUCCUGUCCAGCCUCCUUUCAUCCUGAAUGUCUCAACCUAGAAAUGCCAGAAGGAUGCUGGAAUUGCAAUGAUUGUAAAGCUGGCAAGAAGCUACAUUACAAGCAGAUUGUUUGGGUCAAGCUUGGAAAUUACAGGUGGUGGCCAGCUGAGAUCUGCAAUCCCAGGUCUGUGCCUCUCAACAUACAGGGCCUCAAACAUGAUAUCGGGGACUUCCCAGUAUUUUUCUUUGGUUCACAUGACUACUAUUGGGUACACCAGGGCAGAGUUUUCCCUUAUGUUGAAGGAGAUAAAAGCUUUGCUGAGGGGCAAACUAGUAUUAACAAGACCUUCAAGAAAGCACUUGAAGAAGCUGCAAAACGCUUCCAGGAGCUGAAAGCACAAAGAGAAAAAAGCAAAGAAGCACUAGAGAAUGAAAGGAAUUCAAGAAAACCCCCACCCUACAAGCAUAUUAAAUCAAACAAAGUAAUAGGGAAGGUUCAGAUUCAAGUUGCUGAUUUGUCAGAAAUCCCUCGCUGUAACUGCAAGCCGUCUGAUGAAAACCCCUGUGGUCUAGAGUCAGAAUGCCUGAACAGGAUGCUGCAGUACGAGUGCCAUCCCCAAGUUUGCCCAGCAGGAGAGCGCUGUCAGAACCAGUGCUUCACCAAAAGACUCUAUCCAGAAGCUGAAAUCAUCAAAACCGAUCGCCGUGGCUGGGGUCUCAGGACAAAAAGGAACAUUAAAAAGGGUGAAUUUGUAAAUGAGUAUGUUGGCGAAUUAAUUGAUGAAGAAGAAUGCAGAUUGCGAAUCAAACGUGCCCAUGAGAACAGCGUAACCAAUUUUUAUAUGUUAACUGUUACAAAGGACCGGAUAAUAGAUGCUGGCCCAAAGGGGAAUUAUUCUCGCUUUAUGAACCACAGUUGUAAUCCAAACUGUGAAACACAGAAGUGGACAGUGAACGGGGAUAUUAGAGUUGGACUCUUUGCUCUUUGUGAUAUUCCCGCAGGUAUGGAGUUAACAUUUAAUUAUAAUUUGGACUGCCUGGGCAAUGGGCGGACCGAAUGCCACUGUGGGGCAGAAAACUGCAGUGGCUUCCUCGGAGUACGCCCAAAGACGGCAUUUGCAACAGCAAAUGAAGAGAAGGUGAAGAACGCCAAGCUGAAGCAGAAGAAACGGAAAAUAAAAACUGAGCAGAAGCAGAUGCAUGAAGACAACUGCUUCCAGUGUGGAGAUGGAGGAGAACUGGUCAUGUGUGAUAAAAAGGACUGUCCCAAAGCAUACCACCUCCUAUGCCUUAACUUGACUCAACCACCGUUUGGAAAGUGGGAAUGUCCUUGGCAUCAGUGUGACAUCUGUGGCAAUCCUGCCAUUUCCUUCUGUGAGUUUUGCCCUCACUCCUUCUGUAAGGAUCACGAGAAGGGAGCCCUCAUGGCCUCUGCCUUGGAUGGCCGCCUCUGCUGCUCUGCACAUGACCCCACAUCUCCUGUGGCCCCUGAGUACUGGAGCAGGAUCAAAUGCAAAUUGGAACCCCAGAGCCCCAGGGAAGAAGCAAAGGAAUAAGUUGGUUUAGGGGGGAAAAAAAAAAGUGGCAAACAAGUGAUGAACUUGAAGAGACUGCUCUGACACAUUCAGUCCUCCUCAGUGGAGCUGCCUUGGCACUGGGGAAGGGACCAUCUCAUCUUGGCAGACAGAAGCAGUCAGUGGUGUCCAGUUUUUAUUGUUUGUCCUUUACUUUACCCUUGAAUGUGCUAUAGCAGCUCUUACUGUUGGAAAACAAAUGUGUUGGCCUUCUUGGGUGGGGAAAGGGGGAGAGGAACAAAAAAGCUAAACUUUGGAUGGUAAAAAGAAUAUUAUGUUAGGAAGAUGUUCUUGGAGUGUAGAAAGCAAAACAUAGCAGGAUAUUUAUUUAUUUAAUUUUAAAGGAUGUUGAGGGUUCUGGUCCUGGUAAGCCAGCCUGUCUUUUUAAAAAACGAAAAACAAAGAAAAAAAAGAAUUGAGUAGCAAACCCAAGCUGGUGUAACUUUUUAUGUCUAGUUUCUAAAACGAGAAAAUAAACCCUCCACAUUCCACACACAACUUAAAAAUCAUGCCAGAAAGAUGUGGAUUUCAGACCAGUGGACAAUGAGAUGCUUUCAUUUCAGUAGUGUUUACCUUAAAAGGCAUUUUGAGAAGGUAGGUUGCAUAUCAUCAUGUUUAACUUGUUGUUCAGAAUAAUGCUGUAAUGGAAAUUAGAAGUAUGAUCCUCUUGCCUCUUGGAAGUGCCCUCUGUUGUCACUAGAUUUUUUUUUUAAUAGAAAAGUGGAGAAAGAAUAGUCCCCUUAUUAGUUGAUUGGGCGAUAUCCACGGACAAAGGAAAUGGAGACAGAAUACAAUUGUGCAAUGGCUGUUUCUCCACCUC
Molecule: messenger RNA, 5226 nt
Organism: Gavialis gangeticus (Gharial)
Lineage: Eukaryota; Metazoa; Chordata; Crocodylia; Gavialidae
Gene: NSD3
Product: nuclear receptor binding SET domain protein 3
Exons: 25
Coding region: 63-4388 (1441 amino acids)
Biological process (GO): regulation of DNA-templated transcription
Cellular component (GO): chromatin; nucleus
Molecular function (GO): protein binding; histone H3K36 methyltransferase activity
Source: RefSeq, a predicted model, not a curated record